CCAAGUUCACUGAGUUGGAACAUAACUUAUCGAAGAAACUAGAACGCAUUAGAAUAUUAUCCUUCGAAGUCGCUUGACCGUCAACUCGGUUCGUGUCGUUAUUACGAAGUAUCAUAUUUCUUCAUAUACAUAAUUUAAUUUAUUAAUUCUAUUGUUAACAUCGUCGAUCUGAUAAUUCGAUAAUACAAGAGAAUUAAUUAAAAGAAUUAGAAGACGCAAAGAGACCGAAAAAGGAUAUCUCGAAAAUGGAUAAAAGUUCAUCGAAGACCUUGAAGCAUAUUUUACGACCCUAUCAAAUUCUAAGUUACAUCCUUGGAAUACGUCUUUUAAAAUUUCCUUCUGGAUGGACAAGUAUCAAACUCAAUGUGAUUUAUUCCACACUUCUUUUCGUGUUCCAUAUCCUUAGUUGGAAAUAUAUAUCGCCUAAACAACGAAUGAUGGAAUUAAAUAACUCUCAAUUUUAUUUUAUGUUUUUCUUAAAUAAUCUCAUAAUUAUUAUUUCGAUUUUCAUAGGUUUACUUAAAGAUCAGGUAAAUCUUACGAUUGUUCAGUAUCAUUUUUUUUAAAAUAAGGUAUAACUAAUCAUGCUUGUGAAAUAAUUUAUAACAGUUAUGGGAAAAUUCAGUUAGAAGACUGGAAGAAAUUGAUAGAACUUUACAAGCACUUGGUUCAAAUUCACAAUUUCAUAAGAUUUAUGUCAGAACGAUAGUAGAAUUGAUAUUCUCUGCAAUUUUUUUCUUCUUUCUAAUUUGUUUUGAUGGAGUUUAUCUCACAAUUUCUAUGGAUUCCGAAAUUGUAACAACAAUUAUGCUCCUAUUGAUCGUUAUUAUACAUGUAUACGGUGAAAUCGUUUCAUCUACGGUAGCUAUGGAUUUUUUGACAAUGGUAAGGUGUGUUAAAUCGGAAGUUGAACGAGCGAGUGAUCUUCUAAGUGAUAUUAAUGUUCUACCAUCUACUUCUAUCGCAGUGGAAUUGAUUAAAUAUAAACGAACUAAAAAGUCGUGUACAAAAUUCAUUAAAGUUCUACCAUCGUCUCAAAGAAUAAAUUCACGUUUGAAUGUUAGCAAUCAGGAGAUAUUCAGAAGCAGACGAUUGCUCCAAACUAUUAGGCAGAUUCAUCUGGAACUAUACAAAGUGUCGAAAAAUCUCAAUGAUCUUUAUGGUAUUCAAGUGUUUAUAAUAAUCUGUUUGUACUUCUUUUACAACACGUGCUUUUUUUAUAGUACAUACAUUACCGUUAAAAAGUUUGAAAAUACUCAAGACAUUUUUCUUAAAGAAUUGGGUUCAAUCCCAUAUUUCUUCUUCAGUUCUAUAUGCAAAGUGAUCUUUAUUAAUUAUACUUGCGACGAGACAACGCAAAAGAUGGAGAAAAUCAAUGAAAUUAUUUACACUUUUUAUGCUGAAAAUACAGAUUACAUAAUACAAGAAGAGUUGAAAAUGUUUACUUUGCAAAUGGCACAUUGUCAAUCAACGUAUUCCACUUUUGGUUUAUAUUCAUUCAAUCGAAAGUAUAUAUACUCGUGCCUUGGAGUGAUGAUGACAUAUUUGACUAUUAUGAUACAAAUGUCUUAGCUGGUGUUAAAAAAGUGGAUAACAAAUUUAAACAUCAUAUAAAGGUUGGUCGCGUUUACAAGAAAAGGCUAGUCGUAUUAUCGAUUUUCACAGAGGCAUACUCAAAACACAGACCAUAUCUACUAAAGUGAUUAAUUUCUCAUUAAUCUUUAUACUCUGA
Molecule: messenger RNA, 1732 nt
Organism: Vespula pensylvanica (western yellowjacket)
Lineage: Eukaryota; Metazoa; Arthropoda; Insecta; Hymenoptera; Vespidae
Product: putative gustatory receptor 28b
Exons: 6
Coding region: 781-1572 (263 amino acids)
Biological process (GO): sensory perception of taste
Cellular component (GO): dendrite; axon; membrane
Source: RefSeq, a predicted model, not a curated record